Maniola jurtina (meadow brown) is the source of this 1140-nucleotide messenger RNA. RefSeq names its product NAD(P)H-hydrate epimerase (gene Naxe). The record is from RefSeq and is a predicted model, not a curated record. Gene Ontology annotation, cellular component: mitochondrion. NCBI's taxonomy places the organism in Eukaryota, Metazoa, Arthropoda, Insecta, Lepidoptera, Nymphalidae. Gene Ontology annotation, molecular function: NAD(P)HX epimerase activity. The transcript is spliced from 4 exons. The coding region runs from base 196 to 999 and encodes 267 amino acids.
UCUCUAUACCAGUUUGACCUUGACCCUAUAAAUUACUCUGUGCUGUGCCUUGACUUGACCUUUUGGCAUCCUUUCGAUGUUUUGAUUUGGUUUGGUCUAAUGGUUAUACUGGUUUUGGGCUGUUUUGUUCAUGAACUGUGGCUUAGGUCUUAUGCAAAUAAGUUUGGUUCAUUUAUCCACUGAAAAUAAGUUUAAAUGUUAUUUCACAGGUUCUUAGGAAGUGCGUUAGUGUUGCGAUUAGCCAAUAUUUGCAGCUACAACGUCAUGGCAUGCAGUGGGAACUGUAACUACAGUACAGAUAAGCAGCUAAACUAUUUGAGUCAAGAAAAUGCUGCAGCUUUGGAUCAAGAGUUAUUCAAUGAGUACAAGUUUAGUGUUGACCAGCUUAUGGAGCUAGCAGGGUUGAGUGUGGCUACUGCGGUUGCCCGUGUUUUUCCUGCUUCAACACAUAAAUCAGCUCUGAUUAUUUGUGGGCCUGGUAAUAAUGGCGGAGAUGGAUUAGUAGCAGCUAGACACAUGACUCUAUUUGGUUACUCUGUAGCCGUAUAUUACCCAAAGAGGACACCAAAACCUCUUUAUGAAAAUCUCCUUUUGCAAUGUGAAAGAUUUGGUGUAAACGUCAUAAAUGAUUUGCCACCACCUGAAGAGCUUAAAAAUGAUUAUAAUGUUUUGCUGGAUGCUCUGUUCGGUUUUAGUUUCAAACCACCAGUCAGAGAUGCAUUAAAACCUGCUUUAGAUGCAUUAAUCGUUUCAGGAUUGCCAGUGUGUAGUGUUGACAUCCCUAGUGGAUGGCAUGUGGAGACAGGCCCAGAUUCAGAGAACUCCCUGAAACCUGCACUCCUAAUUUCACUAUCUGCUCCUAAGCUGUGUGCCAAACCAGAAAUAUUAAAAAAUGUAAAGCAUUUUCUAGGUGGUAGGUUCUUGCCUCCUGGGAUUGUAAAGAAAUAUAAUCUAACGUUGCCACCUUACCCAGCUCAGGAUCAAGUGGUAGAAUUAUAAAAAGAAUUGGUCACAAGUUGGUGUGAACUGGUGGAUGCAAGUAAUGUUUUAAUAAAUUAAAUAAAUAGUAUAUAAGUAAUUUUUUAUUCUAUUUGAUGUUUUGUAUAAAAAAUAAUAAUUAAUAUAUGCUUUUAAGACUGA